Microcebus murinus (gray mouse lemur) is the source of this 2698-nucleotide messenger RNA. RefSeq names its product serine protease 50 (gene PRSS50). Gene Ontology annotation, cellular component: endoplasmic reticulum. The record is from RefSeq and is a predicted model, not a curated record. Gene Ontology annotation, biological process: proteolysis. Gene Ontology annotation, molecular function: threonine-type endopeptidase activity; serine-type endopeptidase activity. Lineage: Eukaryota; Metazoa; Chordata; Mammalia; Primates; Cheirogaleidae.
UUCCCUAAUAGUCUGACCCCAUGUGUGUCUUGUGCUUGUUGUGUGACCUGGGGAGAGUGUUCCCCUUUCUGAGUUUCUGCCAAAUGUGGGGGUGCAGUGCCUGCUUAGGUAUCCCAGCACUCCAGCAGUCCCACAGGGCCCCACAGCCCUGCCCUGGGUAUCCAAGGAACACAUACGUCCCUCAGGCCUUCCUGCCAGGGUUGGCUUUUUCCUGAGAAAUUCACGAUGGUCAGAUCACAGACCCACGCUGUGGACCAUGUUUCAGAACCCCCGGGGCCUCUCCCAGCCUCUCCUGUCCUCCCCAAAGGGUCUGCAGAAUCUGACCAGCUCCUCCUCCCUCCCUGGCACAGGUGGGUGGUGUGGGGACAGGGCAGCGUGCCUGCUUGGAUGGUGAAUGUGUGAGGUGACUGUACCCUGAGCUCCUGAGAUGUUGUCGGAGACCUCCUUCAGUCUCCAGAGAGCAAAGAACGAUGGCCCAAGCCAGCCAGACUGAGAACAGAGCCCUGCCCCUGUGUGAGGUAGUGAGGGGACCCCUCAGACUCAGGACGCCUCAGGUUCAGAGCAGCCAGCCACCCUGCCUGGGGCCCCAGAAGGCAGUGGUGCUGUCUUUUCAGAGACUGGAAUAGACGGCUUGAGUGUCUCUGCCACACUACUUUUUAAAUGUAUUAACUAUCUGUGGCAUUGAACCAUCAAAAUGCUAACAUGCAAAGUGACCUCCUGCUCCCACGAUGGCUUAGUGGUGACCAUCACUCUUUCUCCGUGGAUGGUCCCUUCGCCAGUGCCAUCUUCCCUAAGCAGUAUGCAGAUGGAUCGGUGAAGCAAGGACAUAUGCCGAAUGGCGGGGGAGGGGGGGCACAUAGUAGCUUAAAAUGAUGCAGUCUUCACAAAUUAUUAUUUAAAACACAUUAAUCCGCUUAAUUUCAGUGCUGGGGCAAAGCCCCAUUGUCGUUAUCAGGCUGGAGGGAAGAGGGAGCCACCUGGAGAGUCCCAGGGGUUGGUCUUCAUCUCACUAUGUGAGAUGGAGGGUGACAGCAUGAACUAGUCCAGGGCAACUGGCAGAGGGGUGGGGAGGUCUAGGAACUGGCCCAAGUUAGGUCGAGUGACCCCAGGAAACUGCUUGGCCCAGCCGAGGUAGAGGAGGAGGGGCCAAGGAGGGCAAACGUUGCCCGAAACAGGGGGGUCAGCCGGACCAUCCGGUCAGAUUAGGGCUUGGGAGGCGGAAGAAAGGGUGGCGGUCGCUAGGGGCGCCCUCGUGGGCGGACCCUGGAGCGCCGUGGAGGAUGGCCCCUGGGGGGCGCCCGCGCAGGCCGGGCACCUGGAGCGCCCUCACCAGCCAGCACCGGCGGCUGCGGCGUGCGCCCAAUGGGGGGCGCCGUCGGGGGCACGCACCCGGGCGCGGUGGAGAGGCGCACUCGCUGCUACCACGGGAUGGAGCCCUGGUGCGGGGCGCGGGCCCGCGGGCAGGGCCCACGGACGUCUGCCGCCUCCCACGCCCGCGCCCUUUCGUGGCUGCUGCUGCUGUUGCUGUUGCUGCGGCCCGCCGGUUGCUUAGGCUCAGAGCAAGCUCUGGGGGCGCUGUCUGCAGCCAACCCGGCCGACCCCGGGGUCCUCUGCUCUCCCAAGGGCCCCUGCCCCUCAGACCUGCCUCGCCUGGCCCAGGAGUCCCCGACCGCGGUCCCGACGCAGUCCUCUGUUUCUGGAGCCGUCUCCUGUGGCUUCUCCUACGAGUCGGACCCCACCCUCAGGCACCCAGAGGCUAUGGCUCGGCGGUGGCCAUGGAUGGUCAGCGUGCGGGCCAAUGGCACACAUAUCUGUGCCGGCACCAUCAUUGCCUCGCGGUGGGUGCUGACUGUGGCCCACUGCAUGAUCCAGCAUGAUGUUUUCUAUUCAGUGAGGGCGGGGAGUCCAUGGAUUGACCAGGUGACGCAGACUACCUCCGACAUCCGGGUGCUCCAGGUCAUUGUGAACAGAAGGUACCGGGGGCGGCGGUACUGGUCCUGGGUUGGCAAGGAGAACGACAUCUGCCUCCUCAAGCUUGAGCGGGUGCUCCAGUACAACAGCUAUGUCUGGCCCAUCUGCCUGCCUGGCUUGGACUAUGCGCUGAAGGAGAAUGCCGUCUGCACUGUGACGGGCUGGGGACUUCCCAAGACUGACGGUUUGUGGCCCCAGUUCCGGACCAUUCAGGAGAAGGAAGUCACCAUCCUGAACAACAAGGAGUGUGAUGACUUUUACCACAGGUUCUCCAAAAUCCCUUCCCUGAUUCCCAUCAUCAACUCCAAGAUGAUUUGUGCAAAGGACAUCAGCAGGGAAGAGUUCUGCUAUGAGAUGUCUGGGGAGCCUUUGGUCUGCUCCACGGAGAGCACGUGGUACCUGGUAGGAAUGGUCAGCUGGGGCCCGGGCUGCAAGAAGAGCCUGGCCCCGCCCAUCUACGUGUACAUCUCCUCCUACCAACGCUGGAUCUGGGACCGUCUCAACGGGCAGCCCCUGGCCAUGCUGGCCCCAUCCUGGGUCCUACUAUUGGCGCUACCACUGCCCCUCAGCCUCCUUGCUGCUCUCUGACACACAGUGUGCCUUCCCUGGUGUGUCCUCCCUCUCCCAGGACCCCUUGCCCUCAUGCCCUCGUGCUGCAGGUGCAGCUCUUACAGCCCUGCAAGGCAGGGCAGACCAGGUGCUCAAUUAAACACUUCUCUUUCCUGUG